UCUGCCGACAAUACAGUGCUCCUCCUCUUUAUAUACGCACAACCGCGGCUGCGCAUACACUCUCUCGAAUAUCUCUCCUUGCCUUCACUGCCUCUCUACUCUGUCUAAGUCUACAAGAAUACACAGAAGGAAAUACUUGGUAGCUACUUUCACUCGUGAUUUUGGCCGAUUUAGAGUUGGUUUUCGAAGAUGGUGAAGUUGAAGAAAAGAUAGAUUAAGGCAUUAUUUCAGCACUUGGAGGAGUCAUUUGGAGUUUCUGGAGUAGGAUUUGCCGUGCUAAGUGAAGUACGAAGGGGGAGAUCAAGGUUGACUCUGUUCAUAUAUUACUGGUGACGGAUAUUUAUUCGAACUAUUUGGACGCUUAAUUGCAUUUGCAAGCACAUCCAUAUUGGACCUAAGGUUAUGGGUGAAGUGCCAGUGCUUUUGCAGGGGCCCCAUGACGCCGGGCACCGUUGCCACCUAUUUUUGAAACCAAAUACUAAGCAUGACUAUCGGCCUUUCAGACUUCGAACCAUAAAAAAAACAUGGCCAAUACACAAUCAUUUCCUUGCUCACCUUGACGCUUAUGGACUACAAGGUUUUGCUAGGCUCACAUCAUGCGACGACCAAGUACGUUCGGACCCAUCCCUUUUGACAUCCCUCGUUGACCGGUGGAGACCUGAAACCCACACCUUUCACUUUCGUUUUGGGGAGCUUGCACCUACACUGAAAGAUGUUUCUAUGAUCACUGCUCUACCAAUUAGAGGUGAGCCGAUAGUCUCUCCACGAGUGUCUCCAUCUUGGGCAUUAGAUAUAGCAGCCCGUCUUGGGAUGGAAAUGCCAGAAUCACAACGUUCUGGUAACCCUCGGGGCAUCCCACUCGUCUGGCUUCGUGAUAACUUUCUUAAUUUAUCUAGCUUCGCCAAUGAGGAGACGAGAAAAAGACAUCUGUUUGCAUAUUUGUUGUGGCUCCUCGGGAAUCUAUUUCCAAAUUCACAUGGGGACGUUGUUGUCCCUGGUCUCAUCUACAUUGCAGAGAAUAUGGUAGAUGAACCUUUACCCGAGCAGCCAAAAUACAGCUUCGGUUCUGCCAUGCUAUCUCAUACAUACAGAGGCUUGUGUGAUGCCACGCAAAAAACCUCUUUCGCACAAAAAGCUCCAUUACUUUGUGUCGCCUAUGAGUUUCUACAGUUGUGGUCCUGGGAAUACCUCCCUGUAGGACGACCUCGUAUAGUACAACCCAUAUACCCAUAUGACUUUGGCGAGGGUGCUAGCGCAACUAUGGCCACCAGGUGGACAAAGGCACGGAAACGUUGGUCUCCAGAUAUUGCGAAAAAUUGUUACCCUAUGUACCACCAGCAGUUUGAGAUACUUGAUGAGGCAGAAGUCACAUGGAACCCGUGGACUCAGGACCAGCUAAAAAUGGUCUUUGAUGCUCGACACUUCACACCAGGCAUGUUGACCGAUAGUGCAUUCUGGCUGACUCGCUGCAACUUAUUGUUCCUGUGGUGUGUUGAACCUUACAACCCAGAGCGUGUAAUGAGACAGUUCGGUCUCUAUCAAGAAAUUCCACCACCUUUUCCCAGACGUAUCGAUGAGGAAACACAUAAGCUAACCAAUAUGGGCAGGGGUUGGAGUUUAUACGAUUGGAGGGAAGAGAACAGUGAAUGGGUACACAAGUGGACAAAUGAAGCGCUAGCAGAUAUAGUGCGUCAACUUAGGCCGUACGAUGGAAGUACAGAUCAAGCGUACAAGCAGUGGUACUGCAUGAACACACGUGCUAGCCUGGCCAGUCAGCCAGCUACUAUACCAACACAUCUCACACAAGAGGAGCAGGCGCGGAGACAUGUUGAGCUGCAUGCAGCUUACUAUCGUGACCACCUGGACACACCUGAUGUUAAUUGGGGCGAUGAGAACACCCAACGCGGCGUCAACACAGGCCUCCGAGGAGCAUCACAUGAUCAUGGCGUCAACACAGGCCUCCGGGGAGCAUCACAUGAUCUUGGCGACACGGUUACAUCAUUAGUUACAGAGUUCUUCGGAGGGGAUGUUAUUGGCCCAUCUUUUAUCCCCCGGAGUCACAACCAUACGCCUACAAUUACGCUUCAGGUUCGCAACAAGGAUUCGCGACUCCACCACCUACGCAGGACUCGCAGACACAUGAAGCCGAAGUGGAGUACGGCCGCGGUCUUCGUGUGACCCGGUCACCUAAUC
Messenger RNA from Triticum aestivum (bread wheat), 2193 nucleotides. Its product is annotated as protein MAIN-LIKE 1. The coding region runs from base 403 to 2178 and encodes 591 amino acids. Gene Ontology annotation, biological process: meristem development; meristem maintenance. The record is from RefSeq and is a predicted model, not a curated record. The transcript has 7 exons. NCBI's taxonomy places the organism in Eukaryota, Viridiplantae, Streptophyta, Magnoliopsida, Poales, Poaceae.